Cajanus cajan (pigeon pea) is the source of this 470-nucleotide messenger RNA. RefSeq lists its product as uncharacterized. NCBI's taxonomy places the organism in Eukaryota, Viridiplantae, Streptophyta, Magnoliopsida, Fabales, Fabaceae. The record is from RefSeq and is a predicted model, not a curated record.
GUGUGGACAGGAAAUUACCAAAUUGUCUCGCUUUCCCUAACGAACCUAGCAGUUCUGAAUCGCGCUGCUGAAUCAACCGUUCUCGAUUUUCUCAUACUCUAGUCGAUCAUCCCAACAUGGUUUGUUUGGCUUGCUUGCUGCCCCUAUUUCUCGUCCCGAUCGUCAACAUUCUCCCUAUUCUCUUCGAUUUUAUUAUGGGAAAAAUCUAUCGUGUGUUUGGUUGGGAGUACAGAAAACCGGAGAGGGCUCCUCCCGCAUGUCCAUACAAGCCUCCAACCACCGGGGUUAGUAAAACUGAGGCAGGUGUUGAACCAACUCCAGCAGAUCCUGUAAAACCUGGAAGUGUAGAUGUGAAGCAGGAUUAAUCUGGGGUAGCUACUCUGUAAGGUUUGACAAGAGUAAAAUGUAUGACCACUUGGGAAUUCUGAUGGUUUAUGUCUGUAACUUUUAUUAAAUAUAUUGUCCUGUCA